GAUGAGCGUAUCGUUAUCAUCAAGAAUUAAAUUUAAACAAUUGUGUGAAGUCUUGGAAAGAAUUAUUAAAGCUUGUGCCUCCGAAAAGCUUAAAAUUCUACAAGAAUUUAUUCAACAAUAUCAGAAGGAUGGUGCUAAAUUGAAAGAAGAAAAUCCAAAUGCGAAUAUUUCAAUAUUUCCCGUAUUAAGAUUGCUCUUACCAGAAUGCGACCGUGAACGUAAAUCAUAUAAUUUGAAGCAGAAAUUAUUGGUGAAUAUUUACAUUCGUGUACUUUGUCUAGGAAAGUCGAGUAAAGAUGCUAAGAAAUUGAUAAAUUACAGAAUACCUACUUCAAAUAAAUCUAACGGAAGUGAUCUAGCUGAAAUAGUUUAUUCGAUUGUGCGAAAACAAUUGUCACCCCAAAAGGAAUCAUUUACAAUAGAUAGAAUAAAUACAUUUUUAGAUGAUAUAUCAAAAGCGAGCGAAGAAAAUAAAAAUAAAGAUGAAUUAUUCAAAGAAUUGUUUAGACAGAUAAGCGCGUUAGAAUUAAAAUGGUUGACUCGUAUUAUUUUAAAAAAUUUAAAGUUGGGCAUUGGAACACAAAAAGUGUUGCAAGUUUAUCAUCCGGAAGCAUAUGAAUAUUUUUGUACAACUUCUGAACUACGAAAAAUUUGUGAUAAUCUCGAUCGAAAUAAAAAGAGAAUUAAUUUUGAUAUUGAAGUUUUCUCUUUUUUCAAACCCAUGUUGUUGGAAAGAUUUGCCAUUAAGGAUGCAGAAAAACUUUUUUACAAUAAAGAUGAGUACUUCGUACAAACGAAAUUUGAUGGAGAACGUUCUCAAAUACAUAUGAAAGAUGGUAUAUUUAAAUAUUUAACGAGACAGGGAUUUGAUAUCACAAGUAACUGGGGAUAUGGAAAAAGUAAUUCAGAUGGUUUUCUAACUAGUAUACUUUCACGUCGUUUAAAUCAACAAUGCAAAUCUAUCAUUUUGGAUGGCGAAAUGAUGGGCUGGCAUAAACAAAAGAAAAUGUUUGGAUCGAAAGGUAUGAGCUAUGACGUUAAAAAGCUUACAGCUAAAAGUUCUUUUCAACCCUGCUUUGUGGCCUAUGAUAUUAUUCUUUACAAUGACAAUCUACUUAUUAAUCGACCUUAUAAAGAAAGAUUGAAUAUAUUAAAAGAUGCAUUUCAAGAUGAAGAAGGUUCAUUAAUUAAAUGCCAAAAUACGAUCAUUUCUAACAGCAAAGAUCUAUUGGAUAUUUUUAAUAAAAGUCUUGUCAAUAAGGAAGAAGGAAUUGUUAUCAAAAAAUCUGAUUCCGUUUACAAACCAAAUAUUCGCAAUGGAACUGGUUGUUACAAAUUAAAAGCCGAGUAUUCAGAAAAUCUAAUACAAGAUAUUGAUUUGAUUAUACUUGGAGGCUAUUAUGGCGAAGGUGGUUUGAUAAAAAGUUUUAUGAUGGGUGUUGCCGAAGUAUCUGAAAAAGAAGGGGAAGAACCUAAACAAUUUUUUUCUGUCGUGUCAGUGAGCAAUGGUAUCACAAUGAAAGAAUUGAAAGAAUUUCAUAAGAAAUUCGAAAAGCAUUGGAUUAAAGACCGUCCUAAUUGUAUAAUUGGUCCUAGGAUAGAGCCCCCAGAUUUAUGGAUUCGACCUGAGCACUCGUUGAUUUUAACACUUAGAGCAACAGAAAUAACAAAAAGUGAUGAUUAUUCAAUCGGUUAUACUUUACGUUUUCCUCGUAUCGUAAAAAUUAGAGAAGAUAAGCCUUGGUACAGCGCUUGCACGAUCACAGAAUUUUUAUCGUUGAUAAAGAAUGCAGGAGUAAUUCAUAAAUUGACUAAAAGACAAGCAACGAUGAAUGACAUCGAAACUACAACAGAACCUGUUAUUAAACCUAAGAAAAUGCCUAAAUCAACUGUGUCGGUGUUCGAAGAAGAUUUAUAUAAGGACAAACAAUUGAACAAAAAUCUUGUACCGAUAACACGUCUGUUAGACGGAAAAGAAAUUUGUGUUAUUAACGGUAAUGAUGAAAUAUCCAAAGAAGAAAUAAUAGAACAACUUUUACUGCAUAGGGCAAAAGUUGUGCAAAAUCCAACAAAAGAAACUUAUUGCGUCAUUGUUGGAAAUGAUAAAAAAGCAAAAGCAAGUAAUGUAAUAAAGACGAACAAAUAUGAUGUGGUUACGUUAGAUUGGUACAAACGUAUUACCAAAGAAGAAAAUUGGGGUGCACUGGAGAGUUUUUUACCAUGGGAUUUUCUUUCUAUUCGUGACACGACAAAACAAUUAAUAAUGGAAAAAUAUGACGAAUAUUAUGAUAGUUAUACAAUGGACGCCGACGAAGAAAGUUUACAACGUUCUUUAAAAAAAAUGGAACCUAUGAUAAAGGAAGAAGAAUUCACUUUUACCGAAGAACAAGAAUUGUAUAAAGAAUUGGAUAAAGAAUUGUUUGACAAUGGAAUAUCUCCGUUUUCUGUCUUCAAACAAAUAAUUGGAUAUUUUAAACAAUGUUCCGAUUCUACGAAGUUUAAAUUUCGUUUUAUGGGGGGUCUAAUAAAAGAAGAUAUAAACGAACAUAUUAAUUAUAUUUUCAUCGAAGAUAAAUCAUUAAUUUCUCAAGUUAAUGAUAUUAUGAAUGAAUCAAUGAAAGUAAUUGAUAGUAAAUGGAUAGAUGAAUGUUUUCAAGAUCAAAAAUUAUAUUCCAUAGAUAAAUAUAUUAUUAAAUAAUAAUUUAAUGGACAUAAAUGAGAAGUAAAAUGAAAUGAAUUGGCCUAAAAAUAAUAAGAAGAAAAAGAAUUUUUAUCGAAAGUCUAUCUGAAAACGGAAAUAGCACGUGUGUUUAUUUGAAACACCAAAGUUAAAGUAGACUACGGAAUCAUUUUAGCUUUAGUAUUUUCACUAAGCGCCGAGAAACCGAAUACUAGGUGGACUGACAGUUAGACAGUUUGCUCAUUUAACAUCUUCCCAUUUCGAAAUGGUUCUUCAGUUGAGCCUUUCCGUCUCUCCUUUUAUUUUAUUAGAAUGUGCGUGCAAAAUAUGAGGCGUAAGGGUCGCAGCUGCAACGUUUCUCUUACAAAGGAUGCCUUUCAGAAAGAUUCUUAAACGAAUUGAAACGAAUAAAAUUUCACAAUGAAAAAGAACACAAAUAACAAAAAUAUUUUAACGCGAGUCUAACCAAAACGCACGAUGAUUUCAACUUUAUCCUUUACA
This is a messenger RNA of Polistes canadensis, 3181 nucleotides long. It is a transcript of the gene DNAlig4, whose product is annotated as DNA ligase 4. Gene Ontology annotation, molecular function: DNA ligase (ATP) activity; ATP binding; DNA binding. Lineage: Eukaryota; Metazoa; Arthropoda; Insecta; Hymenoptera; Vespidae. The record is from RefSeq and is a predicted model, not a curated record. Gene Ontology annotation, biological process: DNA recombination; double-strand break repair via nonhomologous end joining; nucleotide-excision repair, DNA gap filling. The coding region runs from base 2 to 2698 and encodes 898 amino acids. Gene Ontology annotation, cellular component: DNA ligase IV complex; DNA-dependent protein kinase-DNA ligase 4 complex. The transcript has 11 exons.